This is a messenger RNA of Homo sapiens (human), 2298 nucleotides long. RefSeq names its product cell division cycle 25C (gene CDC25C). The record is from RefSeq and is a predicted model, not a curated record. NCBI's taxonomy places the organism in Eukaryota, Metazoa, Chordata, Mammalia, Primates, Hominidae. Gene Ontology annotation, biological process: cell population proliferation; G2/M transition of mitotic cell cycle; positive regulation of cell cycle G2/M phase transition. The transcript is spliced from 15 exons. Bases 450 to 1871 code for a protein of 473 amino acids. Gene Ontology annotation, molecular function: protein tyrosine phosphatase activity. Gene Ontology annotation, cellular component: mitochondrial intermembrane space; cytoplasm; nucleus.
GAGGCCCCAGCGCCACCUGCCCUCCACCACCUACCGCGGUUCCUCCAGCUCCCAGGGCCGCGGCCGGAGCAGCUCUGAGCGCUCGGUUCGCCCCACGGUGCCCUUAAAAGGCGCUGGCGCGAACCAACGAGUCCCUGAGGAGAGUAGGGGGACAGCUCCGGCUCGCAGAAUCCCCCCAAGCCACCCAUGGAGGGCGCAGCUCCGUGUCGUGUCUCUCUCAAAGUGUCUCUCGGACAGCGCUGUUGGGAACGAGCCUGGCGCUUUGAUUUAGGGAUGGGGGUGGUUUCCUCACUAACGAGUCACCCCCUCCAAAAUAUCGCAGAAAGUGGACGGCCCCAGUUGGAGGCACAUCUUGAAACCCGCGGGGGAGGCCAUGUCGGAAGAAGGCAAGCCUCAGACUCCAGGCUUGAGCUAGGUUUUGUUUUUCUCCUGGUGAGAAUUCGAAGACCAUGUCUACGGAACUCUUCUCAUCCACAAGAGAGGAAGGAAGCUCUGGCUCAGGACCCAGUUUUAGGUCUAAUCAAAGGAAAAUGUUAAACCUGCUCCUGGAGAGAGACACUUCCUUUACCGUCUGUCCAGAUGUCCCUAGAACUCCAGUGGGCAAAUUUCUUGGUGAUUCUGCAAACCUAAGCAUUUUGUCUGGAGGAACCCCAAAACGUUGCCUCGAUCUUUCGAAUCUUAGCAGUGGGGAGAUAACUGCCACUCAGCUUACCACUUCUGCAGACCUUGAUGAAACUGGUCACCUGGAUUCUUCAGGACUUCAGGAAGUGCAUUUAGCUGGGAUGAAUCAUGACCAGCACCUAAUGAAAUGUAGCCCAGCACAGCUUCUUUGUAGCACUCCGAAUGGUUUGGACCGUGGCCAUAGAAAGAGAGAUGCAAUGUGUAGUUCAUCUGCAAAUAAAGAAAAUGACAAUGGAAACUUGGUGGACAGUGAAAUGAAAUAUUUGGGCAGUCCCAUUACUACUGUUCCAAAAUUGGAUAAAAAUCCAAACCUAGGAGAAGACCAGGCAGAAGAGAUUUCAGAUGAAUUAAUGGAGUUUUCCCUGAAAGAUCAAGAAGCAAAGGUGAGCAGAAGUGGCCUAUAUCGCUCCCCGUCGAUGCCAGAGAACUUGAACAGGCCAAGACUGAAGCAGGUGGAAAAAUUCAAGGACAACACAAUACCAGAUAAAGUUAAAAAAAAGUAUUUUUCUGGCCAAGGAAAGCUCAGGAAGGGCUUAUGUUUAAAGAAGACAGUCUCUCUGUGUGACAUUACUAUCACUCAGAUGCUGGAGGAAGAUUCUAACCAGGGGCACCUGAUUGGUGAUUUUUCCAAGGUAUGUGCGCUGCCAACCGUGUCAGGGAAACACCAAGAUCUGAAGUAUGUCAACCCAGAAACAGUGGCUGCCUUACUGUCGGGGAAGUUCCAGGGUCUGAUUGAGAAGUUUUAUGUCAUUGAUUGUCGCUAUCCAUAUGAGUAUCUGGGAGGACACAUCCAGGGAGCCUUAAACUUAUAUAGUCAGGAAGAACUGUUUAACUUCUUUCUGAAGAAGCCCAUCGUCCCUUUGGACACCCAGAAGAGAAUAAUCAUCGUGUUCCACUGUGAAUUCUCCUCAGAGAGGGGCCCCCGAAUGUGCCGCUGUCUGCGUGAAGAGGACAGGUCUCUGAACCAGUAUCCUGCAUUGUACUACCCAGAGCUAUAUAUCCUUAAAGGCGGCUACAGAGACUUCUUUCCAGAAUAUAUGGAACUGUGUGAACCACAGAGCUACUGCCCUAUGCAUCAUCAGGACCACAAGACUGAGUUGCUGAGGUGUCGAAGCCAGAGCAAAGUGCAGGAAGGGGAGCGGCAGCUGCGGGAGCAGAUUGCCCUUCUGGUGAAGGACAUGAGCCCAUGAUAACAUUCCAGCCACUGGCUGCUAACAAGUCACCAAAAGACACUGCAGAAACCCUGAGCAGAAAGAGGCCUUCUGGAUGGCCAAACCCAAGAUUAUUAAAAGAUGUCUCUGCAAACCAACAGGCUACCAACUUGUAUCCAGGCCUGGGAAUGGAUUAGGUUUCAGCAGAGCUGAAAGCUGGUGGCAGAGUCCUGGAGCUGGCUCUAUAAGGCAGCCUUGAGUUGCAUAGAGAUUUGUAUUGGUUCAGGGAACUCUGGCAUUCCUUUUCCCAACUCCUCAUGUCUUCUCACAAGCCAGCCAACUCUUUCUCUCUGGGCUUCGGGCUAUGCAAGAGCGUUGUCUACCUUCUUUCUUUGUAUUUUCCUUCUUUGUUUCCCCCUCUUUCUUUUUUAAAAAUGGAAAAAUAAACACUACAGAAUGAGAGGUG